CCCAACACCUCCAUCGUUUCACGCACCAAAUCCCACGAGAGAGAAAAAAAAGAAAUGGACUGCUUCGACUUCUUACCGGACCCCAUAAUCAUCGACAUCUUCAACGCCGUCUCCGACGUCAAGACCCUCACCUGCUGCCGCGCCGUCUCCCGUCGCUUCAACGCCCUCGUCCCCCACGCCGACGCCCUCCUCCUCCGCGUCGACCGGGUCCUCCCCGAAUCAGACCCCGACUCCCUCCUCCUCUCCUUCUUCCGCAACCUCCUCAACUCCGUCCACCACUUCCUCUCCCCCCACCCCGCCCCCGUACCGCCCAACUACCCCACCCGGGUCCUCCGCGGGUUCGCCCGGAUCCGGGACCUGGAGAUCGAGCUGCCCUCCGGCGACCUGCGGCUCGAGAAGGGCACGGUGGUCAAGUACAGGGCGGUGUUCGGGGAGAGACUGAGGAGCUGCGUCAUACUCGGGUUCCGCCACUGGCACGGUGCAGGGGAAGCGCAGGACGGCUUCGUGGAGGAGCUGAAGGAGCGGGUGGCGUGGAUCGUGAGCGCGCUGGUGGGCGCGUCGGCGAGGCACCAUUACGUGGCGAGCCAGGUGGCGAGGGAACACCGGGGGUUGGCGCGGCUGGCGGUGAGGGACAGGGACGGGGAGGGUGAGGUGGUGAUGGACGAGCUGGGGCUGAGGGAGGCGGCGGCGGCAGCGGCAGGAUCGCACGGCGAGGGGCCGGGGACGCUGGCGGUGCCCACGCUUAGGAUGUCAAUGCGACACGAGAGGACGGUGGAGAUCGCGGGAGGCGGUGGAGGGGCGCGCCUCGAGGGGCCCAUGCUGGUCGUCGUGAGGCCCGACGAGGAUGACGACGCGGCGGAGGAGGACGAUGCUGAGCUGGCGCUGGAGGCGUUCGGGAGCGGAGCUCAUGGGGAGGUGGUUAGGGCUUUGCUCAAGAGCGGGAGUUAUUUAAUGGAGAUGAAUUCUUUCUGAAAA
Molecule: messenger RNA, 975 nt
Organism: Rhodamnia argentea
Lineage: Eukaryota; Viridiplantae; Streptophyta; Magnoliopsida; Myrtales; Myrtaceae
Product: F-box protein AUF1-like
Exons: 1
Coding region: 55-972 (305 amino acids)
Molecular function (GO): protein binding
Source: RefSeq, a predicted model, not a curated record